GGAAGUUCCUGUUGCUGGAAUCCAGCUGAGCUCACCAUCCAGUCAGGAGAAAAACAUCCACGUGAGCCAAAGAGAUUUAGGAAUCAUUCCACACAACAGCGAAAGGGACACCCUGCCUCUACAUUCACCAUGGACCUUCUGGCUCGAUAGAUCUCUACCAGGAACAACAGCAGCUGAGUGUGAGUCAAACCUGAAAAAGAUCUACACCGUGGAGACUGUCCAGUGUGUGAUCCAGAACAAGAGAAGCCCGAUUACGUCUGGCACUGAGGCCAACGUUUGCAAAAUAAUCCGUUUCACCUCCUCACCUUGGCUCUGGUUUAGAACUUCUGGAGAGUUUACAACAACAUACCAAGUGUCUCCAGCCUACCUCUGAGAUGCAGCUAUCAUCUGAUGAGGGGGGAAAGAAAACCUCUCUGGGAAGAAGAAAGCAAUGCCAAAGGUGGUGUUUGGAAAAUGAAAGUGCCCAAAGAGUGCACAUCUUCUGUGUGGAAAGAGCUUCUGCUGGCUACUAUUGGAGAACAGUUCAGUGAUUAUUGUUCCUCAGAGGAUGAAGUGGUAGGAGUCAGCGUUAGUGUUCGAGACAGAGACGACAUUGUUCAGGUUUGGAAUGGGAACGCUUCCUGUGCCAAUGAAUCAAAUAUCUUGGAAAAGAUCACCGAGCUCCUUCCACAAACCCCUUUUAAAGCUGUGUUUUACAAGCCUCAUAAGGAGCACCAUGCUUUUGAAGGAGGUCGAACCAGACAUUAACACACCAAAGGCUUUGAGGUUUACAGUGUUGUUUUCUACUGAUCCCAUCUGUACCAUCAAAAAGCUGUUUAGUUCAUCUUAAACCUAUAGCGAUCGAUGUUUUUCUUCCGGGUGGAUCACGUCAACCAUUGGUCCGCAAAAAUGUCAAUUUCUGGUGAAGCCAAUCCUGGGUUAGUUUUCACUUCCUGUGCGUGCAUACUCUGUGCACCCCCGCACUCUCAUGGAAAUCAGGAAGAGGCUAACGCGGUCCAGUCCGCUCCCCACAGACGCCGCCGUUGCCGGUUUUCUGUUCGAGAGGUAAGCAAACGUUCUGCAUGCUGUUUUUAGAGCCUCUUAUUACACAUUACGGCUGGCAGCUACUUGUAAACAGGCGCUGCGAGAGUGUUGCUCAACGUGGAGAGGGCGGUCCUUUCCUGAAAUUCAGAAACAUCGAUUGCUAUACCUUUAACGUAUUACACGUGACAGCCCCAUCUAGUGGACAACUUUUGUUUCUGCACACACCUGCAGUUAUCGUCCAUUUAUCGUUAUCGAGGUGAAAUCCUCAAUAUAUCGUGAUAUUGAUUUUAGGCCAUAUCACCCAGCCCUACCCUAGCAUUAUCACUUGUUCUGGGACAGUACAGUCGUAAGCACCACUGACAUCUUUGAGAAAGUUAUUAGCAUCAAAAGCAUAAACAAUGUGAAUUAGAUUUUAUUUUCAGAUUUUUUCAUGUUUUAUACUGUGACAUUUUAUGAAAUAGAAGCAGUUCCUUUUUAGACGUGCCCUCAUAUAAUGUGUGCAGGUAACUGAGCCUGUACUGAAUUUAAAGAUGUGGAGCACAACAAAAACCAUUUUUUAAAUCAUAUUUCUGAUUAUAAUGGGUCUCACUGAGUUAACAUGCAGGCUGAACAUGAAAAUAGUCUCCUACACCUAUCUCCUACAUUAGCUCCUGAUAGAAAACAGGCGGUGAAACUCUAGGAUUAGAAAAGCCUGACAGAUUUACGUCACACUGUCUCUAAACAUUCAUGGACUCACCCAUCUUGACUCACGACAGAGAAGGCUGUUGUUGGUUUAGUGUCCAGGAAACAGCAGAGAACGUCUCGGCUAAUAGAAGCUAACUGCUAGCAUUAACAACUCCACCACACAGCAGAACUCUUUCAGGUUUGAGUCAUUUGUGGAGAUGAAACAUCAAUGUUGCAGAGCAAACAGAAUCAGCAGUAGAGUCGCAUUGCUGUUAUCCAAUCAGAGGGGAGAUGUCCAAGUAUCAGGAAGUAAGACUCCAGAUCCUGCCAUCUGAAGCUCUCCUCUGAUCUGGCUCACUUCUAGUUCCUGAGAAUGGUGCACCAGGCUUCCCCACAGAGUACGACUAAAGCCUGAUUUAUGCUUCUCCGUCUGCGUCAGUGCGGAGACACGCAACGCCAUUAUCCGUCCCUGCGUAGGGCUCCGGCAGGCACGCAAGUACGUACGGAGUCGAGCCCACUUUUUUAAACAUCCGUCGAACGAGACGGAUUACGCAAGCUUGUGAUUGGUCAGGACGCCGCUGUUGUUUACAGCGCUGCCAUUGCAAAGAGAGCCGAGGAUAACUAGUGGCAGACACGGAGCAGCUUGAAGGAUACCUCGCGAAAAAACUCUAAAAAUAUGAACGUUUCAUUCUCCCGUGACUGGAGGAGUGAAAAGAUGCGCAGCAAGCGUUUUAUUUGUGGACGGAAAUGACAGGAAACGUGGGUUUAGAGGUGGGGAGCGCAUGAAGAGGUGGGAGAAUGAGAGACAAAUAUGUCCGUGUUAAAAGUCUCUUAUAUACACAAAAAACACAAUAUAAACACACUAUCUUGGACCGAUACAUUUUUUUUCUUAAACUUUAUAGAACAAGGUAGGAUACCACAGAACAGCGCUACGCCCUCUGUUGUCCUGCCGAGGAACUGCUUUGCAACACUCUCCAGGAGACGGAGAAGUAUGAAAGCAAAACGCUUCCGUCAAUCCGUGCGGUCUGUCCCAUGCGGAGCUGACGGAGAAGCAUGAACCAGGCAUUCAUUCGUAUAGAGGCCACUGCAGAUGCAUUGAUUAAAUGAGUGUUCCACACCUUUAAGACCCAGCUGAGCUUCAUCAAGCAAGUCUUUUCCUGGCUGCACAAUAGAGCUCCUCUAGAAAACAUCUUUGUGUGUUUGCAGCCAGACAACUGUUACCUGAUCUCAACAAUGAAAAUCCUUAGUAUGCCGUAAUGCUUAAUUUGUUAGCAGCAUAUUGCACAUUUUUACCAUAAUAUGAUGAUUAAGGGUUUGCUUCAAUAAAGUAACCUCAGUGCACAAAACAGCGUGAUUCUAUGAAAUGUAUGCAACCGUUUAUGUUAGUUCAUAUGUUUGUGGCAGAUGUGUUGUGCUGUGACUAUUAUUAUUUUGUCUUUGCUUCUGCCCAAAAUCAAGCACUUUGUUAACCUCUGUGUUUGUGUUAGACAUCUAAAAGCCUCUGCAGAACGAACUGACGGACUGACACUCGAACACACCUUGGAUUUGGGUCACUGUUUUGAAAACACUGGGCUUUGUUAUCUUUAAAACGUGUAAUUACCAAAGUGUUUAUUUUAUUUCCUUUUUAUUUUACUGGAGUUAAACCUCCAAAUUAGCCUAACUUGUUUUAUUGUCUCUUUGUGGUUGAAUUGUUUCUGUGUUAAAAAGGGCACGUGCUGUAGUCUGAGAAAACAAAUAGUUCUCUUGCACAUUUAUGUCUACGGGCUCACUUCAGAUCUCAGAGCCUGAAGCCGGUUGCUGAUCUUGGAUGGUGCCUUGCCCUCAUCAGCAGUCCUCUCUCUUUUCAGCAUGUUGAAAAUCUGUACAGAGUUAUCUUUUGUUGUUAGUUUUGCACAUGUUUGAAAUGAUAAAGACUCCUAAACUUUCACCUGUCGCUGUUUGGAGUAUUGUACUAAUAGUAACAUAACUGGAUUUUUGGAGAGAGAGAAUGUUUUGUUUUUCUUUUAUUUUUAAAUAGUUUUUAUUUUCAGAAAACUCAAAUUUCAAAAUGAUUUUGGAUUCAAACUGUGAACUAAAUCUAAGAGGGUGACGUUACUUUGGACAAAGGACUCAAAUAUGUCCUUAAGUUCACAUUGAUUACUUAAAGCUGCAUUGGAAAAUCUGCAAAACAAGCUAGUUUAUGAACCCGGUCUCAGAACUGCCACCCGUCCUGUCGGCGAUCACCUCCAGACCACACCUGGAUAUCAGAACGCACAUUGCCGGAGUAAAUGAGAGCACAAAACACCAGCCGUGGUCUUCUGUUUUCCUGGACUUCCAACUGGUGUUUUCCUUUUUGGGGCCUUCAGUGGUUUCGGUGAAGUUGAAGUAGCAGCCGGCUCUUUCUGUGCCGUGGUCCAUGAGAGACAACCAGAUGGUCCAGUCCUUGGUUUUGGAUCGAGGCGUGUUAUUGGGAGCCUAAAUCACACACACACAAAGAAUGGGAGUCUAUUAGCUGAUAACUGAUUUUCUGAUGCCGUUGGAUAUGUGCCAUGGAUUAGAUACAUUUGGAUGAUGCCAUGAGAGUAUUUUCCAGAAUAGGCGAGUUAUUUUAGGUUUUGUGUGAAAACACGUAGAGGACUACACACCUGUUUCACCAAACCAGACAGAGAAGAAAAUGGCUGUAAGUUAAGCAAGUUUCUGUGUAUGUUUUCCUUCUUUAAUGACAAUUUUGUAUCUCAAAUAAAAGCAACCAGACUACAAA
This is a messenger RNA of Nothobranchius furzeri (turquoise killifish), 4426 nucleotides long. The record is from RefSeq and is a predicted model, not a curated record. Lineage: Eukaryota; Metazoa; Chordata; Actinopteri; Cyprinodontiformes; Nothobranchiidae.